Molecule: messenger RNA, 426 nt
Organism: Penicillium mononematosum
Lineage: Eukaryota; Fungi; Ascomycota; Eurotiomycetes; Eurotiales; Aspergillaceae
Product: dynein light chain Tctex-type family protein
Exons: 4
Coding region: 1-426 (141 amino acids)
Biological process (GO): microtubule-based movement
Cellular component (GO): cytoplasm; cytoplasmic dynein complex
Molecular function (GO): dynein intermediate chain binding
Source: RefSeq, a predicted model, not a curated record
AUGUCUGCCGAAGGCGCCUCUGCAUCGCCCAUCCCCAUUGAGGAUCUCACCAAGAUCACCAACGAGGCCUGCGAGAAUGCCCUUGCGACCAGCAAGGGCUACGACCACGACAAUGUCGGAGACUGGAACUCCCAGAUUAUCAACUCCAUCCUCAAGGCCCUGAUCACCGCUACCGCACCCACCGAUGCCUCCAAGCCCCCUUCCUACCGCUUCACCGUGAACAGCACAAUCGUGCAGCAGGGCGUGAUUGACCCGUCCGUUGCUGCGGAUGGCGCACUUAGCAAUGCCGGCAAGCGUGGUAUGCACUCUGCCUCUGGGGCGUUCUGGGAUGUCAGCCGCGACGGCAUGUGGACAUACAAGUACACUGGUGCUGAGGAGCGGGGGAUGGAUAUUGUUGUUUGUGUGACAUGGUUUGCCGUCGUAUAA